Messenger RNA from Pelmatolapia mariae (spotted tilapia), 1084 nucleotides. It is a transcript of the gene dtymk, whose product is annotated as deoxythymidylate kinase (thymidylate kinase). Gene Ontology annotation, biological process: dTDP biosynthetic process; dUDP biosynthetic process; dTTP biosynthetic process. Gene Ontology annotation, cellular component: cytosol; cytoplasm; mitochondrion. NCBI's taxonomy places the organism in Eukaryota, Metazoa, Chordata, Actinopteri, Cichliformes, Cichlidae. The record is from RefSeq and is a predicted model, not a curated record. Gene Ontology annotation, molecular function: nucleoside diphosphate kinase activity; dTMP kinase activity; ATP binding. The transcript is spliced from 4 exons. Bases 38 to 883 code for a protein of 281 amino acids.
UUCCUUGUUGACGUUUUGUUUUAGGAAAAGGCGGUAAAUGGUGAGAGGGCACAGGUCUGUGUCUAGGGCUUGGCUCCAGUUUGUUCGUGGUUUCUGCAGCGUUCACCGCAGCACUGACGGACAGUGGUCGGAGAUGGCGGGUAAGAGAGGAGCGCUCAUCGUGCUGGAGGGGGUAGACAGGGCCGGGAAGACCACGCAGUGCAGCAAGCUGGUUCAGGCUCUGCAGCAGAGCGGCAGGCCGGUUGAGAUGAUGAGGUUCCCCGACAGGACCACGACGAUCGGUCAGCUGAUUGGGGCUUACCUGGAGAACAAGAGUGAUUUGGAGGACCACACGGUGCACUUGUUGUUCUCUGCAAACCGCUGGGAGAUGGUGCCUGUAAUGAAGAAGAAGCUGGAGCAAGGCAUCACUCUGGUUGUAGACAGGUACGCUUUCUCUGGAGUUGCUUUCACUAGCGCUAAGCCGGUAAGUGCAUUUAUUCUGCUUUUCAAACUCCAUCCAUCAGUUCGGUAUUGCAACAUGCAGUCGAGCGUGACAGAUGGAGGUUUUUGUCUUCUUCAGGGCUUCCGCCUGGACUGGUGCAUGCAGCCUGAUGUGGGACUGCCAAAGCCAGACCUUGUAAUGUUUCUGCAGCUGAACCCGGCCGAGGCCGCUCUCAGAGGACAGUUUGGGCAAGAGAGAUACGAGACGAGCGUCUUCCAAAGAACAGUGCAACAGCGGUUUGAACAGCUGAUGAAGGAUCAGACAGUAAACUGGCAGGUGAUCGAUGCAGCACAGAAUAUUGAAAAUGUUCACAAAGACAUCACAGCCCACAGCCUCAAUGCCAUCAACAAAGCACAGAACCUGCCGCUCGGAGAGCUCUGGAGUGAAACUCUUAAAAACUAAAGUCCUCUCCUGCACCCCACAAACUUUAUCCCACACGUUUAAUUGAGUAAAAUAUUACGUCCCACACUUGUACAAGUCAAGAGAGCUAUACAAAUUGAAAUUCAGCUCUUUUUAUUUUUGCUUUUUUCAUUCUUUUACAUAUCUAUUGUUCUGUCACCUGCCUAUAUACUGUUUUGAUUAAAUAAAUAAUCUUCAAAUGGA